Neopelma chrysocephalum (saffron-crested tyrant-manakin) is the source of this 3347-nucleotide messenger RNA. RefSeq names its product SUMO specific peptidase 5 (gene SENP5). The coding region runs from base 620 to 2425 and encodes 601 amino acids. Gene Ontology annotation, molecular function: deSUMOylase activity. The transcript is spliced from 9 exons. Gene Ontology annotation, biological process: protein desumoylation. NCBI's taxonomy places the organism in Eukaryota, Metazoa, Chordata, Aves, Passeriformes, Pipridae. Gene Ontology annotation, cellular component: nucleus. The record is from RefSeq and is a predicted model, not a curated record.
UUUUUCAAGAUCAUAAUGCAGCAGAAAAAUGAAAAGCCAUAGAAGACAUUUGCUUUGGAAAAGAAGUCAGUUGCUGGCCCAAUCUGGAAGAUGGACCGCUGUUUUUGGGAAGCUUGGGAAAUACUGCUUCCAAAAGCAAUUUUUCCUAACUUAGAAGAAAAUACAGAGUACUCAGCUAUUUGUGAGUUUAAAUCCCAACAAACUGUACAGAAGACUGCAGUGCAUAAGGAAGACACUUGAGCUCCAAAGCAGGUGGGCUCCUCAUGUGCUUCUAAAUGCAGAAUCCUGUCCAAAACCUACUUUUGAAUCAUACAGCUUUUCUUACAAAACUACUGAGAGCAAAAAGAUCCUGUCCCUAUUGCAGAGCCGAAAGCCCAUCUGGAGAAGCAGUAAGGAAACUCAACAAUGAACCCUUUGAGAGUGAAGAUCCCUUGAAUGAAGAAUUUGAAACCGUUGCUGUUCCUAAUAGCAUCUCUGGCAAUAUCCAUUAUGUCUCAUGUGGUCCCCUGGAAGGUUCUGCCUUACCUGUAAAGGCAGGUGGUUUUGUAUAUAGCGGGGAGGAGAGCAAUAAUGGUGAGGGCAACACAGUCCUGGUAGUUUUAAACAACUAUAAAAGGAAAUGCUGUUGCAAAGGGAGUGGAAUGGAACUUGUGGCCCCUUGACAACUCUGAAGAGGUCCAAAUUUAACCAUCAUACUGUAAAAAAGAGAUUUUUAUUUAUGAUGCAUAAGAAACUUUCUAUGGUUAGGUUUCGGUAUAGAAUCAUAAAAUCCCCGAAACUUCGAGCAAGAGGCAAAACUUGCAAACUGAGAAAAAUCAAGCCAAGGUGGGUGAAGAAAGCUACAAGGGACCAUCAAGAGACGCUUCAGUGGGAUUUUGAAAGUGGAUUGUGUAAUUGGUUUUCCUACUGGAAAUCUAAAAGUAGCCAUCUUUGGAACCGGUACAGCUUAUCAGAUAUGAACAAUAAUACACCCAAAUCUUUAGGUGAGGAGAAUGAAAUCUGUGCACCCGAGAUCUGCCAUACGCAGGACGCGUUGCCGUCUGCUGAGCCGUGUUCUGAGGGUCCAGGAUCCGGAGGGCAGGAUGGCGGUGUGGAUGCUGUCCCACCAGAACUGCGUGUUAGAGCUUCUCCAGAGGCAGAGGCCUUGCACCAGGUGGAGACCAAUGGGGCUCUGUCAGAGAAUCAUUGUUCUGACAUUUUUGUCCCCGCAACAGAAAAACAAAUUGCUGUUUCAGAUCAAGAUGGUGCAGAAUCCAAGGAGGUUAUGGGUGUAGAUGGAAUGACACUGUCGCAAUCCUCUGUGCAGGAUUCUGUUGUUGAUGAUAAUUUUGCUAAUGGACCUUUAUCCAUGGAGCUGACACAAAAUGAGGACAGCUCUAGCCAAAUGGAAGUAGAGGGCUCCUUGGACAUUUUUAGUUCAAAAUUACUAGAUCACCCUUACUGUAAAAGUCCUCUCGAGGAGCCUUCACCGGAAAGCACAGGACUGAAAUCAGGAACUCGGAAGGGAGGCAAAAGGAACAGUCAGAAAGCUUCACGGGUGACUGAUGAGCAGUUGGCAACGUGGCUUUGUGGAUUCCUAGAUGAAGUUAUGAAGAAAUAUGGCAGUUUAGUACCACUCUGUGAAAAAGAUGUCAUGGGAAGAUUAAAAGAAGUCUUUAAUGAAGAUUUCUCCCAUAGAAAACCUUUUAUCACCAGGGAAAUCAUGAAGUAUCGGGAAAAACAUCCAAAACCCUCCACUUGCAAUUUCCGGGUCUUCUAUAAUAAGCACAUGCUAGAUAUGGAUGAUUUGGCUACACUGGAAGGCCAGAACUGGCUGAAUGACCAGAUAAUUAACAUGUAUGGUGAACUCGUAAUGGAUGCAGUCCCUGAAAAGGUUCAUUUCUUUAACAGCUUUUUUCAUAGACAGCUCGUAACCAAAGGAUAUAACGGGGUAAAACGAUGGACUAAAAAGGUGGACUUAUUCAAAAAGACUCUCUUGUUAAUUCCUAUUCACCUGGAAGUCCACUGGUCCCUCAUUACUGUGAACAUCCCCAGUCGAAUUAUUUCAUUUUAUGAUUCCCAAGGCAUUCAUUUUAAGUUUUGUGUAGAGAACAUUCGAAAGUAUUUGCUGACUGAAGCAAAAGAGAAGAAUCGCCCCGAGUUCCUUCAGGGUUGGCAGACUGCUGUGACAAAGUGCAUUCCACAACAGAAAAAUGACAGUGACUGUGGGGUUUUUGUGCUCCAGGAGACUGAGGAUCCUGUGAUCCAGCCCAAGAACUUCUAUGGAACUUCUAUGGCACUAUUCCUGCCCCUGCCAAGUCCCAGCCCUCCUCAGGCUGAAUUUUGGCACGUUCCUCCCUUUCCCUUUCCUUUGUGCAAUUUUCUUCUCUCUUCUCUCCUUUCCUGGGAUUGGAAGAGUUUGCACAUGCAAUAUGAGUCACCUUGACUGCUGCAAGGUGCAAAGGACAGAGAGAGCUCUGUUCUCCUGGCAGUUCCAGUUGGGGCUUGGAUAAAUCCUCUGAGUUGUCAGUCAGCAAAGGCGAGCUCCUUGUUCAGCACGGGUGACCCAGGAGUUUCAGAAGCUCAAAAUAUUGCACAACUUGGAAGAAUUAUCACUGGGAAAAUUACUGUAGCACCCGAGGGGAAUUCAGCUCUCCACCACAAAUGCGGAGGCAUUCAAGCUUCUCCUUGAAGCGGCUGCAAAAAUUUCUUGAUUUGGCCAUUUUUGUUUUCCAGAACCUCAUUCAGCACAUUGGCUGAAAUCUUCCUGGCCCGGGUUGUGCCCCCAGCUCCGGGGGAUUUUCUUAUUUUUGAAAACUCCAGCUAAAUGCUGGCAGAGUUAUAAGGAAUUGAGGGAAGCUCUUAAAAUGGAAAAUGUUGGGCAAGCCCAAAUAGCUUUGGAGCAUGUGGCAUGGUGAGGAGAACCUCCUUGAUGGAGACUGGGCUCCCUCGUGCUGCUGUCUGCUGUGCUCAGCCAGGCACAGCACAGAUGGGCUCUGAGCAUGGAAGGAUGCUCCUGCCCCCAUUCCAAAUGAGAGCAUCAAAUAGUAGGGUACAGCAACACCAAACCUGCUUCCCAAUGCACUUCUUUGCAGGGAGGUGCUGGGUAGCAGUUAAGGGGGACCUAUCCAGCUCACUGCCAUGUCCGGGUUCCUUCCACAUCCGGACUUCAGCCCUCAAAGGAUGAGUUGCACCACAUAUUUGAGCCCACGGCAAGGUCCCCCUCUGUGCUUCCCUUGCAAAGAAUGAAAUAACCUGGAAGCUGUUGGUCUCUGGAAGCAAUUUAGCAUGGGACGUGGCUAUUAAUUUAAAUAGAUUACAGAAAUUUGAACUAAGCUGCAUAUAAAUCUUCUGACCAGUUCUUUAGG